UUGUUUGAUCGGGAAUUAUUUGCAUAAAUCAUAAUAUUUUGGCAAUUGGAAGUGAUAUAUAUAACGUCAUUAUGGUUAAAUUGUUUUCAUAGAAUUUUUUUUUCCGAAAUGUUCCCCCUGCAAAACAUUGAACUCGUCGUGCUAAAGCAACAUCUUCAACAUGGCCGCCUACUCUUCAAAAUGAGCAUGCAUUCAUAUUUGUUGGUCUUCGAUUAGAUUAAGGUAUUCAAUGUACAGACGGAGCUUGUGGAGGUGGUUCUGAUGUCUGAGCACACGGGGAGCCAGUCUUCCUCCCACGGGGGUGAUCGUGGGCGGCGGCGGAGCCGUAGGAGGGGUGGAGGGGGUCGCGAGGGGAGAGAGACAAGACCAAGGAGUCGGGAAAAAGAUAAGGACAACAGUGCCAGUGGUCCCAGUGGGAGUGGCCCCAUCAAAGCUCCUAUCAUCUUAGCCAAACCCCACACUGAGAAGAAUCGAGACUCCAGCACCAGUGGCAGUGGUUCAUCAGACAGUAAACCCAUCGUCCUGAUCAAACCCAGGGAGGACACAUCAUCUGCCUCCUCCUCACAGAGUACCACGUCUGGCACAGCUGCUGCACAGGUGGCUCCUAGUGAUGGUUUCCAUGGGGACCAGAGCGGGCGUGGCCAGCCCACCCAACAGCCGACCUAUCAGAUCCAGCGUAAUGUGUCAUCUGUGGCAGCCUUCUCUGAGAGUAGUCAGACACGCCUGGCACCCCCACCAGAGAUGACCCAGCCUGUCAAACUGGUGGACGACAGUCUGAACUGGUGUGACAGCGGCAUAGAGAUGUUACUGGAUCAGACAGACUUCCUGGUGGUUGGUGUUGUUGGGAUGGAAGGUGUGGGCAAGUCUACCAUCCUGUCACUACUGGCAGGGAACCAUCCAGAACAAUCUAACAGGAGCUUUGUGUUUAAACCCCAGACAGAGGAAACACUAGAGACCGCAGGACACCAGACGGUGGGGGUGGACUUGUUUGUUACUUCUGAGAGGAUCAUCCUUAUUGAUACACAGCCCAUCCUGAGUGCCUCCGUGCUGGACCAGCUGAUCCACAAUGACAGGAAGCUGCCCCCUGAGGUUGGCCUGGCAGAGAACUGGGCGGAGGUGCUGUCCCUGCAGCUGGCUGCCUUCCUCAUGACGGUGUGCCAUGUGGUGGUGGUGGUGCAGGACUGGUUCACUGACAUCAACUUGUACAGAUUCCUGCAGACAGCGGAGAUGUUGAAGCCCCCCACCCCUGCUCCCAGCCAUGACGCCCCCUCUUCCAAUGUGUCAUUGGACACAGAGGGGGACUACUUCCCCGCCGUGGUGUUUGUCCAGAACAGGGCCACACGGGAGGACUUCCAGCCCAGCAGGGUCCAGGCCAUGAAGACUACUGUGGACAGGCUGCUGCAGCAUGCUAGUAUGAGGUACAAGAAUUCAGUGUCUAUGAGUCUGAAUGGACUGAUGCCUGCUCAGCAAAAGAGCCCAAGUAGGGAUGUCAGUCUGUUCCUCUUCCCUGACUUCCCACACAAACCAGCCAAGCAGAAUGGCAAGAUGGAUGGAGUGGCCUCAGUCCUGAGCCUGGUGCCAGACUAUCAGGGUCACCCCAGCCCACAGGCGCUAACCGACUCCUUCAGGAACCAGAUCUUCUCUGUGCCCAGGACUCCUCUCACCCACCACUCACUCACCGAGAAAAACUGGUUCCACUAUGCUGCCAGGACAUGGGAGGGUGUGAGGAAGUCUAACCUGAUGGCAGAGUACAGCCGACUGCUGACCUGACUAAUGUAAGACUAAGAGGACAACAACACAGCAACAGCUAGCUUUGCCCUCCCAGGGAGCAAUUGCCAGGAGGGACAACAGCUUGGCUGACAAGAGAGGGAGAGAGAAAGGGGCUAAAGAGAAGCUGGAUACAACCAAUAGCUCUCACUACCCAUACAGCUUCUUUUGGGAAAUGGUGGUCAGAACAUUGGAGUUGGUUUGAGUUGUAACGUACAACAGAGAUGAGGCUAAAAAUAGGUAUCACAGAAUAAGAUCAAUACAACAGCUGGAUGUUAGCAUACAGCAGAAAGCGCUGUUGCACGUGGCUUGUGGGUGUAUGUACCAAUGCAGCUACGAUGUCUUUGAGAAGUCCAUGACAGUCUUAUAUAAUUCAUGGCUAUAUGGAUACCCAAAUGUUAUGCCAAGUAUAUGCCAGUAUGCUUAGUGUUCACAGCUGGUAGAUACAUUCUGUAGAAUACUGGUGGUGUGGCCCAGUAAAUUGUGCAUCUGGCUGUUGCCAUGAUGAGACACUGAUGGUUGCUUACAGAUAUUGGAUUGGGUUUAAGGAUUUAAUGGGACACACCAAUGAGUCAUUGGCAAUGACUGUCCACUCUGCAGCAGGCAAGGUCUAUUUUGAGUCAACAACUAAAGAAUGCAAGCAACUGUCUUACCAAGAACUUUAUUUCUUGAUUCCACUUGUAUGAAGAUAUAUUGUUAAUUAUCAUUAGAUGUAUGGGUUGACAUUGAUCGUGUUUGUCAUGCACAUAUACUACAUGUAACUGCUGCAUACUCUUGAAUGCUUGAGGAAUUGUGCCUCUGUAUAAACAAGUAUGACUUAUAUAACUGCAGCCUGCUUUUUAUUUGGAAUGUUGACACGAAUAAAAGAUACAUGUUAAUUUCUGAUGUUUAAGCAAGUUGAAUCCCAAGAUAUAAAAAGUGUGUCAAAACUCAAGUUAACCUCAUAGAACUUAUGCCAAUCUUGGAAUUGAACUGCUAUAUAAGUCACAACAGUCAAUAUACAAAGGCACCUAUUAUUACAUAAAACUGAACAAUAAGAAAUGUAAUAAAGUGAAAGAUUGGCAUUUCGAA
Messenger RNA from Branchiostoma floridae (Florida lancelet), 2838 nucleotides. RefSeq names its product protein SMG9-like. The transcript is spliced from 12 exons. Gene Ontology annotation, biological process: nuclear-transcribed mRNA catabolic process, nonsense-mediated decay. The coding region runs from base 262 to 1770 and encodes 502 amino acids. The record is from RefSeq and is a predicted model, not a curated record. Lineage: Eukaryota; Metazoa; Chordata; Leptocardii; Amphioxiformes; Branchiostomatidae. Gene Ontology annotation, molecular function: GTP binding.